AUGUCAAAGAGAGGACGUGGUGGAGCAUCCGGAGCAAAAUUUCGGAUUUCGCUCGGUCUACCAGUUGGUGCUGUGAUGAACUGUGCAGAUAAUACCGGAGCUAAGAAUUUAUUUGUUAUUGCUGUAUACGGCAUAAAAGGACGGUUGAAUCGGCUACCUAGUGCCGGCGUUGGUGAUAUGUUUGUUGCGUCGGUAAAGAAAGGGAAACCAGAACUGCGAAAAAAAGUUUUACAAGCAGUGGUAGUUCGGCAACGAAAACAGUAUCGACGGAAAGAUGGGUCAUUCAUUUAUUUCGAAGAUAAUGCUGGAGUCAUUGUCAACAAUAAGGGUGAAAUGAAAGGUUCCGCUAUUACAGGACCUGUCGCAAAAGAAUGUGCUGAUCUGUGGCCUAGGAUUGCGUCAAAUGCUGGGUCGAUUGCUUGA
This is a messenger RNA of Thelazia callipaeda (thelaziosis nematode), 423 nucleotides long. The record is from the annotation of a GenBank genome assembly. NCBI's taxonomy places the organism in Eukaryota, Metazoa, Nematoda, Chromadorea, Rhabditida, Thelaziidae.